Messenger RNA from Brenthis ino (lesser marbled fritillary), 477 nucleotides. NCBI's taxonomy places the organism in Eukaryota, Metazoa, Arthropoda, Insecta, Lepidoptera, Nymphalidae. The record is from the annotation of a GenBank genome assembly.
AUGGCAAGGGUGGCUGAUGUCAAUGGGAGGCUUCAUCCCGCCAGACUCCUCUUAGACAAUGGCAGUACUUCCAAUUUCAUCACCCAGGAACUCUGUGGAAAGCUCGGUCUGGUAAAACGAAGCUCUAAUUCAAUCAUCUCAGGUAUUAACGGUCAAGUUUUUGGUACAUCUAAAAGUUGUCAUCUUACUAUACAAUCUUCUUGUGGUGACAUCAGCAAGAUAAUCAAGAAAUCAAUUAGUGGUAUAUCUGGCAUUUUAGAAAUGCUGCGAGGACUGGACUUCGUCUUCUGCUAUAUCGACGAUAUGCUAAUAUCAUUCGGGAAACUAUGUUCCAAGGUUUUCUGCUCACACGACUUGAAACUCGCCACUAAAAUAUCUGUUUACAUGGCGAUAGUGCUGCCAAGCCUCCUAUAUUCUUCUGAGUUGUGGUGUGUGAACCGUCUCCACAUUCGCAAGCUAGACAGAUUCCACCUUAAA